UGAAGCUCUUCCGUUUCACUAUCGCAAAAUUCAGCUUUCCAUCGAUAUAUCUCUUUCUGUUUGCGUCAGCGUCUCACGUAUCUGCUUUCUCCCAAGCGCACAAUUCCGAUACCCACGCACACCCAAACAAGAGAAAAGACAUGCCCACUCCUCUCUGGUUCCAACACGAAAUCACCGUCACGGCUCCGUCCCGCGGUUGCCACCUGAUUACCCGAGAUAUCCAAAAGGCGCUUCAGGAUGAUUUGCCAAAAGUUCACAUAGGGAUGUGCAACGUAUUUGUCCAGCACACGUCGGCGUCUCUGACCAUCAAUGAAAACGCCGACCCGGACGUCAGAGGAGAUAUGGAAACGGCUCUCAACAAAAUUGUCCCGGCCCAGUGGAAUCGAGACGGGACCUUCAAACACACCCUAGAAGGUGACGAUGAUAUGCCUGGUCAUGUCAAAAGUAGCUUGAUGGGUGCGAGUUUAAAUAUUCCCGUCAAGUCGGGUCGACUGGCGCUGGGCACUUGGCAAGGUAUUUAUUUGAACGAACAUCGCGAUCAGGGUGGAUGGGGUGGUGGACAUCAACGCAGCGUUAUUAUUACAGUUCAAGGACAAGGGAAAUGAGAGGGACAAAAGAGUUUGUCUAAUAUUACUAUUCUCCAUAAAAUGGCCUUGCAAUAUGCAAUUGUUAAAUCAUGUUGUGGCUAUUACUAUUCGUGUCGGUGUCGGUGUCGCUCUCUUCAAUCCCCUUCGUCGACGCACGACGUUUCCUGACCGCCACGAAAACUACCAAUAGUGUAAGUGCAAACACCCCUCCAACAGAUCCGCCAACAAUUUUCUGUCGAUUCCUGCCAUCGUCACUUCCACCACCGGCACUGUUUCUCUCGUCGGCAAUACCAUUGAUAAGAGUACCAUCUCCACGAUUUUCAUUAUGUUCUUCGGGGAGCGUAUCACAAAGACGGCAAUCAAUCUGAUAGUCCCGUUGUAAAACCAAACGUGGAAUCCAGGUACUGUCAUCGUCACAGGCUUCCUUAAUGACGGCGCAAUGCAAAGCGUUGUCAUUGUUACCCUUACAGGCACCUGUUUCGACAAAGUCACAUGUGCAAUCGCCAUUCUUUCUGGAGCGGCCUUCAAACGCAGUCAGAAAAUUUGAAGCCGUUUCCGAUCCGGAGAUUUGGCCAUUGGGUGUAAGGGGACACUCCGCUGCAUCCCAGACGCAUGCGCUAUUCCCGCUUCUCCACUCACA
This is a messenger RNA of Phaeodactylum tricornutum CCAP 1055/1, 1227 nucleotides long. RefSeq lists its product with no specific name. The record is from RefSeq and is a predicted model, not a curated record. The transcript is spliced from 2 exons. Bases 141 to 605 code for a protein of 154 amino acids. Lineage: Eukaryota; Bacillariophyta; Bacillariophyceae; Surirellales; Neidiaceae.